UAAACAUCAGAAGAAGUAGUUGUUUGUGUGCGCGCGGGUUGAGUGUGGUGUAGAUAGGAGCGUUGUGUUUAUAAUUAUUUGUCAUUUUUAAUCCGCGACAGAAAUUGUAAAUAUUUUGGUGUGUAAUUUCAACGGUGGGGCUUAAAAAUAGUUAUUGUUUUAAAGUAGAGGAGUGUUUUAAAAGAAAGAAGACUUAGCAUCUGGUUUGCUAGCGUUGUGUUUACACAACAAAGGUAAGGAGAAACAGGUAGAGAGAGGGAUAUAAAGGUAGAAAAGGGGGGAUGGGGAGAGAGAGUGGUAUAGAGGAAGAAAGGGAUAGAUAGAUAGAUAGAUAGAUAGAUAGAUAGAUAGAUAGAUAGAUAGAUAGAUAGAUAGAUGGAACUUUUCAUUCAUUGCAUAGUCUGAAAUUCAGUUGUCGAGUACUGAAAAAUAGAAAGAGGGGGAACAGUGAAAGAAAGUGAUAAAGGACAACAGAGAUUUUUUUUUUAACUGCUUGAUUUUAUUUGAAUACAAAUGGACCGACCAUCGAGGCAAAAGAAAGUCAUCAAUUACUUUGAAUUGGAUAAUGAUGGUGGUAAGGACUUUGCCACUCCGAAAAGAAAAGCUCGGGCUUCUCAGAAGGAACGUCCAGAGACCGAAACCAGUAAAAAUGGAAUCGUCGAUUCACCAACAAAAGUGGAGGACAAGAGGGAGCCUGCGAAUAAAAAGCUCCGUAAGCGAGAUUUAGAGGCUGCUCUCAUUCUGUCUCAGAUCCAGUCUACAGUAAACUCCGUAGAGACGCUCGGGAGUAGUCAAGAUGAAACUCCGCCCUGCAACACUGAAGACACGCCCCCUGUGGUGACAAACUAUAGCGUGGAAGACAACGGCAUGGACGAUAAUUUAUUGGCGCUUGUUCAAAGCAGCGACGAGGAAAAUAUUUUUGAGAAAAGCGACAACAGCGACGAAGGAGAUCUGCUUAUGGAUGAAACAACAUAUAGCAGUUAUUCAGCUGAAUCCUCUGAUGAGGACUUUCUUUCAAGCACCAGCCAACAACCGGAAAAAAGGUUCAAGCAGUCGGCUUCUCCAAAACCACGUGUUUCAGCUCUGAAUCGGGUCCGUCAACCAUUAAGAGGGAAAGGCAAAAAGAGAGGCAGAAAAGCCAAGUCUUUCCCGGAUGUUUCCCCUAAUACACCUGAAGAGAUAUGGAAUAAAUCUACGGAUGAGGAUAUUACACCACAGCCUCCAGCCUUCAACCCGUCCAGAACACCAGGCCCACAGCUUAACCCCACAGCAUCAUACACUGUGCUGCAGCUGUUCCAGCUGUUCCUCUCUACUUCAGUGCUGCAGACAAUUUUGAUAAACACUAAUGCUUAUGGAGAGAAGAUGUACAAAGGCCCAAAACAGUGGAAGGAUCUUUCUAUGAAUGACUUAUAUUCUUACCUGCUGCUCGUGAUCUUCAUGGGUCUGGUGAAAGUGCGUUCGCUAAAGGAUUACUGGAGGAAAUCAGACACCUUUAAAAUUCCCUUUCCUGAACAAAUAAUGUCUUCAAGGAAAUUCUUCACCAUCUCCUCUGCACUGCAUCUCAGUGAUCCUGAAGUGGACGCUGAAAACAACCAAAAAAGAGGAACAGCUGCGUAUGACCGCCUCUGCAAGAUCAAGCCCAUGUAUCUCCAGAUGAGAGACGCAUGUAAAAACUAUUUUCAUCCCUUCCAGAACAUCGCCAUCGACGAGAGGAUGGUGGCAACGAAAGCUAGAAAUGGCCUAAAACAAUAUAUAAAAGGCAACCCAACAAAGUGGGGAUAUAAACUCUUUGUGCUGGGGGACUCGCACUGUGGGUACACAUGGGAUUUCUUUAUCUACGAGGGAAAAUCUCCCGAAAUAUCCAGCCCACAGAACCAUGGACUGAGCUACAAGUCUGUCAUGGCACUUAUUGAUGAGAAGAUGUUGGGCACUGGUUACAAACUGUUUGUCGACAACUUUUACACGAGUCCAGCCUUGUUCCAAGAUCUCCUAAAGAAAGACAUCUUCGGUUGCGGUGCUAUUCGGUCCAACUGCAUAGGCUACCCCAAAACCAUCACCAACAAGCUUCCGAAUAAAGCUCCCCGAGGCACUCAUCGCUGGCUGAGAGAGGGGAACUUGCUGUUCGUGGAAUGGAAGGAUACCAGGGUGGUCUACAUGUGCUCCACCUUUCACAAAGGCACUGAAAGUAGCACCGUGCAGAGGAAGGUGAAAGGUAAAGCCGGACAGUGGAAAAACUUGGAUUUACCAGUUCCAGAGUGUGUUGUAGAAUACAACAGGUACAUGGGCGGAGUCGACUUAUCAGACGCCCUCAUCGGCUAUUACACAGUCUUACACAAGACAAGAAAGUGGUACCAAACCUUUUUUUACCACUUUGUGGACAUAGCCAUCGUAAACGCCUUCAUCCUACAUCAGGAAACGGCCUGCGCCAAGAACCAGAAGCCGAUGACGCAGAAGCAGUUCCGAGAAAAACUCAUCGAGGAACUCGGUGCGUUAGUGCUUUCUAACCUUCCUCCAUCUCGUCCAUCCCUUCCUGAGAAAACACGCCAUUUACCGGGGAACUUUGCUUCAGACAGCAGCAAAGGAAGGCGAACGUGCAAAGUGUGUGGCCAAAGAACCCCUGUAUACUGCAAGACUUGUUUAGUGCCAUUAUGCUUUCAGCCAAAGCGUGACUGCUUCUCUGCUUGGCACGAGCUGCACUGAACUGUUUAAUCCAAUUCAGGGGUCACUUUAGACGUCGGACUUCUCAUCUGAAGGACGUGAGCUCAAAUCCCAGCACCACUAAACUUUCCAAUGUUGGGCCUUUGAGCACGGCCCUUGAACACGGUAUAAAUCAAAUCAUAUGGAUAAGAGCAUCUGCCAAAUGCUGUAAAUGUAAAUAGUUAAGCCUACCUUUAAAAAAAAAAAAAAGCAUGCACACCGACUGCAAAGACCUUUAAAAAACUAAGUCAAGUGAAAUAUAUAUAUUGUGUUGUACUAACAAACGUUUGUGUUGUUUACUUACAUGAGUUUCGGUAACUUGUUACUGAAGAUGUACACUUGACUUAGUAUAUACUCAAUGACUAUCAUAUCAAAACCUGAAUCGUUUAAAUGAAAUGUGUUUGUGUAUAUUCUAAACUACUGAUUUUUUUUUAUUAAAACCGAUCGCAUUUUUUUAAAAA
Molecule: messenger RNA, 3158 nt
Organism: Silurus meridionalis
Lineage: Eukaryota; Metazoa; Chordata; Actinopteri; Siluriformes; Siluridae
Product: piggyBac transposable element-derived protein 4-like
Exons: 7
Coding region: 514-2700 (728 amino acids)
Source: RefSeq, a predicted model, not a curated record